This is a messenger RNA of Schizosaccharomyces osmophilus, 1470 nucleotides long. It is a transcript of the gene shm2, whose product is annotated as serine hydroxymethyltransferase Shm2. The record is from RefSeq and is a predicted model, not a curated record. Gene Ontology annotation, molecular function: pyridoxal phosphate binding; zinc ion binding; serine binding. Gene Ontology annotation, biological process: tetrahydrofolate interconversion; folic acid metabolic process; L-serine catabolic process. Gene Ontology annotation, cellular component: cytoplasm. Bases 1 to 1470 code for a protein of 489 amino acids. Lineage: Eukaryota; Fungi; Ascomycota; Schizosaccharomycetes; Schizosaccharomycetales; Schizosaccharomycetaceae. The transcript has 2 exons.
AUGGCAUUGACACGACAGAUUCCUAGAAGAACAGGAAUCAGUUUGGUUUUCAAGCGUUUUUACGCUUUACCAAGCGAGCAAAAAAAGCUUCUUCAAUCUUCGGUUUUUCAAUAUGACCCUGAGGUUGGCAAAAUCUUAAAAUUUGAAGAGAAACGACAAAAGGAGUCGAUAGGUUUAAUUGCCAGUGAAAACUUUACUUCCAAGGCCGUUAUGGACGUCCUUGGUAGUGUGAUGCAAAAUAAGUAUAGUGAAGGUUACCCAGGAGCCAGAUAUUAUGGAGGUAAUGAAAUUAUCGAUCAGGCCGAGUCUUUAUGUCAAAAGCGUGCCCUUGAAGCUUUUCAUUUAAAUCCGGAAUUAUGGGGUGUUAAUGUACAACCUCAUUCAGGUUCGCCUGCUAACCUUCAAGCUUAUCAAGCUGUUAUGAAACCCCAUGAUCGUUUGAUGGGUUUGGAUUUGCCUCAUGGAGGGCACUUAUCUCAUGGAUUUGCUACACCUCAGAAAUCAAUUUCCGCAGUCUCCACAUAUUUCUGUACUAUGCCGUAUGGUGUGAAUCCCGAAACUGGUAUUAUUGAUUAUGACGGCUUGAGCAGAUCUGCUAAGCAGUUCCGUCCCAAGGUGAUUGUUGCAGGUGCAAGUGCGUAUUCACGUUUAAUUGAUUAUAAACGCAUGCGUGAAAUUGCCGAUGAGUGUAAUGCUUAUUUGCUUUGUGAUAUGGCUCAUAUAUCUGGUCUUGUUGCCGCCGGUGUCAUUCCUUCUCCGUUUGAAUAUGCCGAUAUUGUUACUACCACAACCCAUAAGUCUCUUCGUGGACCUCGAGGAGCUAUGAUUUUCUUCCGUCGUGGUCUUUGCAAACACGACAAGAAAGGCAACCCUGUUUAUUAUGAAUUGGAAGACAAAAUUAAUUUUUCAGUCUUUCCUGGUCACCAGGGUGGUCCUCAUAAUCACACAAUUACCGCUUUGGCUGUAGCCUUAGGUCAAGCAAAAACUCCUGAGUUUAUUGAAUAUCAAAAGAAUGUUGUCAAGAAUGCUAAAGCAAUGGCAGAUGCAUUUAUCAAAAAAGGCUACAAAUUGGUUUCCGGUGGUACAGAAACCCAUUUAGUUCUUGUCGAUUUGACCAACAAAGAUAUCGACGGAGCUAGGGUUGAGCGUGUUUUGGAGUUGAUCAAUAUCUCAGCUAAUAAGAACACUGUUCCUGGAGACAAGUCUGCACUUAUUCCCCAUGGUUUGCGUAUAGGUACUCCAGCUUGUACUACACGGGGCUUUAAUGAACAAGAUUUUGUAAGAAUUGUUGACCUUAUUGACGAAGUUGUUCACCUAACUGUCAAGUUGAACAAACAAGCUAAGGAUAAUGGUAAGACCAAACUCAAAGAAUUUAAAAGCUAUGUUGGUGACGGAAGUCAAAAUCCAGAAAUAUUCAAGUUGAAAGAACAAGUUCGUCAAUGGGCUAGCAAGUUUGACUUUCCUAUUUAA